AUUAAAGGGGGCGGGGAGGCUGAACAGAGGCGGAGGAGGAAUGCCAAGCUCCAUCCAUUGCUGAGAACAGGAGCAUUUGCGCAGAUAGUCUGCGCUGCCUACAACAGACAAACAGCCUUUCAGCCUUUCAGCCUGGUAACCUGGUUUGUGUUUUGUCUCGCUGCCGAGGAGUCCGCCUGCAAGUGUCUGCAAGGAGCAGGGCCGACCAACCGCUGCCUACCGGACUCGUGUCUCAUCAGGGAUUUAACAUGGUGAUCAAAGUGUACAUAGCAACGUCCUCUGGAUCCACUAAGAUUAAAAAGCAGCAGCAGGAUGUGAUCAGCUUCAUGGCAGUCAAUAAGAUUGAAUUUGAGGAGUGUGACAUCGCGGCCAAUGAAGCAAACAGGAAGUGGAUGAGAGAGAAUGUUCCAGAGGAGCUGAGGCCUGCCACAGGGAACCCUCUCCCUCCACAGAUAUUUAAUGAAAGCAAAUAUUGCGGGAGCUAUGAGGCUUUCUUCGAAGCCAGAGAGGACAACGCUGUGUAUGCAUUUCUGGGUCUGACUGCGCCCCCGGGCUCUAAGGUUAAGCUUUUGAACACAAACACAUACAGAUAGCUGCCCUUUCUUUGA
This is a messenger RNA of Monopterus albus (swamp eel), 608 nucleotides long. It is a transcript of the gene sh3bgrl, whose product is annotated as SH3 domain binding glutamate-rich protein like. NCBI's taxonomy places the organism in Eukaryota, Metazoa, Chordata, Actinopteri, Synbranchiformes, Synbranchidae. The transcript has 3 exons. Bases 249 to 593 code for a protein of 114 amino acids. Gene Ontology annotation, cellular component: cytoplasm. The record is from RefSeq and is a predicted model, not a curated record.